This is a messenger RNA of Saccostrea cuccullata (small rock oyster), 1968 nucleotides long. Its product is annotated as dedicator of cytokinesis protein 7-like. Gene Ontology annotation, molecular function: guanyl-nucleotide exchange factor activity. The record is from RefSeq and is a predicted model, not a curated record. NCBI's taxonomy places the organism in Eukaryota, Metazoa, Mollusca, Bivalvia, Ostreida, Ostreidae. Gene Ontology annotation, biological process: small GTPase-mediated signal transduction; positive regulation of GTPase activity. The transcript has 12 exons. Bases 46 to 1968 code for a protein of 640 amino acids.
UAUUUACAGUAAUUUACAUUUCCUUUAUAGACAACCUUGCCAAAUAUGAAAUGGGUGGAUCACAAAGGGGUGUUUAACGUUAGUCUGAGAUCAGUAUCAUCUGUACACACACAGGAUGACAAGUUAGAAAAGUUCCUGUAUAAUUGUCGUAUGACCCUGGAACAGAAACUGCCUCCCAGAAAAACAGAGUCUUCGUUUGAGAAUGAUCUGAGACAGAGCAUACAGGAGGUUCCCAAGGCCCGCGGGGAGAAUCUGAUCCAAUUCCUCCCCCUGAUACUGGACAGACUGUUGUACCUCAUGGUCAGACCCCCUAUACUGGGCGGCCAGCAAGCUAACAUUGGACAGCCAGCUUUUGAGGGGGUUAUUUUGGUCGUGAAGAGAGUUCAUGAGUUACUCUCUGAGAAGAAUGACCGCAAUGGCCGUAACCUGACCCUGGCUAGCUAUGUCCACUUCUCCUGUAGUCUGCCCCACCCCGGACCACUCCAUCACUGUUCUACAGAGCCAUCCCUGGGAUCUGGAUACAACACACUCGGUCGUCCGUCUUCACUUCCUGUCUCAAAUAAAUCCUUCCAGAGGAGCACUAGUAACCCUGAUCUAAACGCACUCACCCCCACUUCACCAGACAACGAGAUAUCAGCCAUUCUGGGAGGCACCAAGUUCUUAGACAGGACAGGAAGCAUGAGAGCAGAUGAAUUCAACCAACCACAGAUGAUGAAAAACAGGGCCAAGAAGCUUGUCCAUGAGGAGCUUGUUCUACAGUGGUUGGUUCUCAGUGGACAGAACAGAGACCAUGCAUUCGCCCACUCCUGGUUCUUGUUUGAACUCAUUAUAAAAAGUAUGGCUGAACAUCUUAACAAAACCCAGAAGCUGGAUGUUCCUCGUCAGAUGAGGUUCAAUGAUAAACCUUUUGUGGAGGAUAUUGAGGCCUUAAUGAACCUAGUCAACAAGGAAAUCACUGACAAGUACAUCAAGGAGCCACAGAUAAUUCGGAGUCUUAACACCAGUCUGGCCUUCUUCUUACAUGACCUUCUGAGCUUCAUGGAUCGAGGUUUUGUCUUCAAUCUCAUCGCCAAUUACUGUGGGGCGAUAGCAGAGAAGAUCCAGACUUUAUCGGACUCCACCACUCUGAUGUUACAUAGACUGGACUUUCUACGGAUUGUCUGCAGCCAUGAGCAUUACUUUCCUCUGAAUCUCCCGUUUGGGACCCCUCUGACUCCCACCUCUGGUAAAGCUGCCAGCCCCACCCCCAGUAUCCAGAGCACGAAUUCAAUGUCGUCCUACACGUCCACGUCGACACUAACGGAUCGUGGACAAUUCUACGAGCUCACACUACAGUUCAGACAGCAACACUUCCUGGUGGGCCUUAUUCUGUCUGAUCUCAAGGUGGCCCUGGAUACACAUAAUCCAAAUAUACAUCAGAGAGCCAUCAAUGUUGUUCGUAAUUUACUGUACAACCAUGACCUUGACCUUCGUUACAUGGAUGUGGAGAUGAAGGCUCGGCUGGCGGCGCUGUACAUGCCGAUUAUCGGGAUUGUGAUCGAGGCCCUCCCCCAGCUGAGUGACCCCGGUCUUGACCUUCGGAGACACACCUGCCCAGAGGAAGAGGAGGCAGAUAAGAUCAGUCACAGUGUGGCCCUGGAGAUAGCUGGGGCAUCUGUGUUUGCUGGGAGAGUUCAGGAAUAUCCUGGUGGCCUGGAUGAACCAAAGAGCAAAAAGAGUCCCCUGACGACUGAGUGCACUCGUAAUUUAUUGAUCUGUUUCCUGUGGGUGAUAAAGAACGCAGACGAGACAGUCCUCCGUCAGUGGUGGAAUGAGCUCAAUGUGAACGUACUCGCUCAGAUACUGGAUGUCCUGUACUUCUGCAUCUCAAACUUCGAGUACAAGCAGAGUUUUAUGAUCUGUGGUGCAUGCUUGGUGGAGGAAGAUAUUGACAACCUAAAUGACCCAAUCCUGUAUAUUUGUCUGUGA